AUGAGAAGAGCAAAGCAUGUCACGGAAGCUGUUCUACGCUGUGUGAUUCUACUCAUCAUCCAGAGUACAGAAAGUAGGUUUCCAACUGAUGUCAUAAAGUCUCAUACCAUUGAGCGUAGGUUUUUUCUUUAUUUGUAUUAUUGACACAGAACAGGCAAUAACACACACCAAACACACACUCCCAUCAUUCUAGACCUUGUCCUUUCAGGAAACAACAAGGCACACACAUCAGCUCAGUAUGUUCACUAUGUUUUGAGACAUGCUGAGCAUGCACAAGCAUCUGGAAUGUCUUAAAUAAGUGUAUGAACAGAGUCAAUGCUUUUGGCUUAUUAUUCUAAUACAAUAUUCACCAGGUAGCUUCAGUCUAGACUGGACCCAGAUCUGUAUGUGCUUUAGCCAUCUCCUCUGACUAUGGCUGCCCAAAUGGGCGUAAGGUCAAAUAUAUUUUUACAAUAGCCACACACAAAUUUCUGCAUCAAUAGGAGAUCAUAGUUCAUAAGCACAGCUAUAUACAAAGAAGUAUCUUAUUUGUGUAUGUUUAGGUACCAUCUCUGUCGAUUUAGAGUUAAAGCAUCUAUUCUACAGGCACAAAAAAAACAUUCAAAAAGAUACCUAUGUUUUCUCUCCAGGUAUACGGGUGAUUGGAGGAAGCAGCACUGUGGUACAGGGAGAGGAUGUGGACUUAUCCUGCAGACUGCUAGAGACAGACGAGGAGGUUGAACAGAUAACAUGGCAGAAAAGUACUCUGGAAGAACCAGAGAACCAUAAUUUCUUGCUUAUUUUUCCCAAUGGGGUUACUGAUUUUAUUGCAUCAAAUGGACUGGCAGGUAGAGUCCAGUUUAUUGGGAACUCAAAAGAAAACCUUGGAUCUAUUCGAAUAACAGCUGCCAGACUGUUGGAUGAAGGCACCUUCACAUGCAUCUUCAGUGUUUUCCCCAGUGGAGCAUACAAUACAGAGAUAACUCUUACUGUGCUAGGUAAGAACACUUCCUUCAGUCUUUGCCUCACUGUUUCUACUUUUGACAUUGUAGAAAGAGUGUGUGAAAUAUCAAUACCAGAAAGUGGGUAGGGUUUGUUGUGGAAAUUCAACAGAGGGACACUCAAAGUCAAUAUUAAAUGAAUCAUCUUUAUUGUCAGCCAGCUGGAGAGGUCACAGUCAAACUUGGAUGCAUAAAGUUGGAUUGGUUCCUACAUGUGACUGGCUCGGUCUCCUAUCUUAACUUAUAUAACAUAUUCUGGGCAUUCUGACAGAUGGUCCUAAGGAGGGGGUCAGACUAUACAUUUCCUCCACAGGUUCAUUAUUAAAGUGAAGUAAGAGCAGAGACUUGAUCUACACAUUUCUGUGAUUUGUUUUCAAAACCAAUAUCCUCUUACUUACCACCGAAGUUGUAACGAGAGCACAUCAACUCUCAAUAUACUCAGUGGUCAGUUUAUUAGGUACAUCCAUCUAGUACCGGGUCAGACCCCCUUUGCCUCCAGAACAGCCUGAAGUCUUUGGAGAAUGGAAACGUUUCUCAAUUGGUAUCAAUUGGCAGAAUGGGGCCAUGGACUCCUGCUCUUUAUGCCAAAUUCUGACUCUUCCAUCAGCAUGAAGCAACAGGAACCAGGGUUUUCCACUCCUCAAUUGUCCAGUGUUGGUGUGGUCAUCUGCUGCACUACCCCAUCCGUGACAAGGACCAAUGAGUUGUGCAUUCAAAGAUGCCGAUCUGCACACCACUGUUGUACUGCGCCGUUAUUUGCCCGUUUGUGGCCCGCCUGUUAGCUUGCAGGAUUCUUGCCAUUCUCCUUCGACCGCUCAUCAACGAGCUGUUGUCGCCCACUGGACUGCCGCUGACUGGAUGUUUUUUGUUGAUCGCACCAUUCUCGGUAAACCCUAGACACUGUCGUGGGUGAAAAGCCCAGGAGGCCAGCAGUUUCUGAGAUACUGGAACCGGCAUGCCUGGCACCGCCGAUCCUACCACGCUCAAAGUUGCUUAGGUCACUCGUUUUGUCCAUUCUAACAUUCAAUCGAACAGUGACUGAAUGCCUCAACGCCUGUCUGCCUGCUUUAUAUAGCAAGCCACGGCCACGUAACUCACUGUCUGUAGGAGCUAACCAUUUUCGUGAACAGGGUGGUGUACCUAAUAAACUGGCCAGUGAAUGUACAUCUAGGUUGUUUUUUUAAGCAUCGGCAGGACUGAUCAACAUCCUCUGGUAAACUCAUGGUGGAGGUGAUUGUAUAUUACAGUUUCUUUCAAUCACUUUGGCUCAUUUAGUUUUCUUUGGCUCGCAUGACUGUCAGUCACUUUGGAUAAAAGUGUCUGCUAAACAACAUAUACAGUGGGGAGAACAAGUAUUUGAUACACUGCCGAUUUUGCAGGUUUUCCUACUUACAAAGCAUGUAGAGGUCUGUCAUUUUUAUCAUAGGUACACUUCAACUGUGAGAGAUGGAAUCUAAAACAAAAAUCCAGAAAAUCACAAUGUAUGAUUUUUAAGGAAUGAAUUUGCAUUUUAUUGCAUGACAUAAGUAUUUGAUACAUCAGAAAAGCAGAACUUAAUAUUUGGUACAGAAACCUUUGUUUGCAAUUACAGAGAUCAUACGUUUCCUGUAGGUCGUGACCAGGUUUGCACACACUGCAGCAGGGAUUUUGUCCCACUCCUCCAUACAGACCUUCUCCAGAUCCUUCAGGUUUUGGGGCUGUCGCUGGGCAAUACGGACUUUCAGCUCCCUCCAUUGGGUUCAGGUCUGGAGACUGGCUAGGCCACUCCAGGACCUUGAGAUGCUUCUUACGGAGCCACUCCUUAGUUGCCCUGGCUGUGUGUUUCGGGUCGUUGUCAUGCUGGAAGACCCAGCCACGACCCAUCUUCAAUGCUCUUACUGAGGGAAGGAGGUUGUUGGCCAAGAUCUCGCGAUACAUGGCCCCAUCCAUCAUCCCCUCAAUACGGUGCAGUCGUCCUGUCCCCUUUGCAGAAAAGCAUCCUCAAAGAAUGAUGUUUCCACCUCCAUGCUUCACGGUUGGGAUGGUGUUCUUGGGGUUGUACUCAUCCUUCUUCUUCCUCCAAACACGGCGAGUGGAGUUUAGACCAAAAAGCUCUACUUUUGUCUCAUCAGACCACAUGACCUUCUCCCAUUCCUCCUCUGGAUCAUCCAGAUGGUCAUUGUUAAACUUCAGACGGGCCUGGACAUGCGCUGGCUUGAGCAGGGGGACCUUGCGUGCGCUGCAGGAUUUUAAUCCAUGACGGCGUAGUGUGUUACUAAUGGUUUUCUUUGAGACUGUGGUCCCAGCUCUCUUCAGGUCAUUGACCAGGUCCUGCCGUGUAGUUCUGGGCUGAUCCCUCACCUUCCUCAUAAUCAUUGAUGCCCCACGAGGUGACAUCUUGCAUGGAGCCCCAGACCGAGGGUGAUUACUCCGUCAUCUUGAACUUCUUCCAUUUUCUAAUAAUUGCGCCAACAGUUGUUGCCUUCUCACCAAGCUGCUUGCCUAUUGUCCUGUAGCCCAUCCCAGCCUUGUGCAGGUCUACAAUUUUAUCCCUGAUGUCCUUACACAGCUGUCUGUUCUUGGCCAUUGUGGAGAGGUUGGAGUCUGUUUGAUUGAGUGUGUGGACAGGUGUCUUUUAUACAGGUAACGAGUUCAAACAGGUGCAGUUAAUACAGGUAAUGAGUGGGGAACAGGAGGGCUUCUUAAAGAAAAACUAACAGGUCUGUGAGAGACGGAAUUCUUACUGGUUGGUAGGUGAUCAAAUACUUAUGUCAUGCAAUAAAAUGCAAAUUAAUUACUUAAAAAUCAUACAAUGUGAUUUUUUGGAUUUUUGUUUUAAAUUCCGUCUCUCACAGUUGAAGUGUACCUAUGAUAAAAAUUACAGACCUCUACAUGCUUUGUAAGUAGGAAAACCUGUAAAAUCGGCAGUGUAUCAAAUACUUGUUCUCCCCACUGUGUGUGUAUAUAUAUAUAUAUAUAAAUAUACUUUUUUCAGAUGUAAGUGGUAUAUCUACAAAAGUCUAAGUUCAAAACUCUAAGCUGAUAACACUUGUAAUGCCCCUAUUUUAUGUUCAGAACCUUGAAUUAUGCAUUUAUUUUUGUUGAACACAUCUUUUACCCCUGAGUCAUUCAUUUUCUAUGAAAUACCACGAGAACGUUUUGUUUAGUCACCAAUAUAUCAGAUAAUGAUAGGCUCACUGCAAAAGAUACAAGAUGCACAUUUCAAAACUGUUAUUUAUGAAGUGCUGAGUAGCAAGAAUAGUAUAUAGUAAAUAUAAUUUUCAAUACAGUAUUUGACUAACCUGGCAUGCAAAACCAAAUUUGCAUACCAAUUUUAUUUCUAGCACUUUGGUGCAAUUUUCAAGUAUGUAGUACAACUCUUAGCACACAAAUCUAAACAGAUCAUCAAAAUGGCUUAGAAUUCUAUACUUUUAGAUCAAAUCAAUAAAAUAACAUUUUAUUUGUCACAUACUUCGUAACCAACAGGUGUAGACUAACAGUGAAAUGCUUACUUACGGGCCCUUCCCAAGAAUGCAGAGAAAAAUUUAAUAGAGAAAUAAUAGAAAAGUAGUAACACGUAAUAAUAAAAAUUAUAAUAAAUACACAAUGAGUAACAAUAACUUGGCUAUAUACACAGGGCACCAGUACUGAGUUGAUGUGCAGGAGUAUGAUGUAAUUGAGGUAGAUAUGUACAUAUAACUAGGAAUAAAGUGACUAGGCAACAGGAUAGAUUAAUAAAAAGCAUAAGUGAUGAGUCAAAAAAGUUGGUGCAAAAAGGGUCAAUGCAAAUACUCCGGGUAGCUAUUUGGUUAACUAUUUAACUAACUAUUUAGUAGUCUUAUGGCUUGGGGGUAGAAGCUGUUCAGGGUCCUGUUGAUUCCAGAAUUGUUGUGCGGUAGCAGAGAGAACAGUCUAUGACUUAGGUGGCUGGAGUCUUUGACAAAUUUUAGGGCCUUACUCUGACACCGGCUGUUAUAGAGGUCCUGGAUGGCAGGGAGCUCGGCCCAGUGCUACCCUCUGUAGCACCUUGUGGUUAGAUGCCAAGAAGUUGCCAUACCAAGCGGUGAUGCAGCCAGUCAAGAUGCUCUCAAUGGUGCAGCUGUAUAACACUUUUACAGGUGUUACCAGUUUGGAGUUUUGUACUUUUCUGUGGAAAUGAAACAUGCUUUUUGUGUGUCUUUAGCUAGGUUUCCAUCCAAUUGGCGACAGAUUUUCAUGUGAAUAUUUUAGAAUCAGCAUAAAGAAAAUGUGAAUUUUCCCACCAGUGGGAUGUUUCCACCAAAUUGGCAUGUUGCGGAUAAAAAUCAGUGCGUGAUGAUAAAGUGCACACAAAAUGUACUUGUUCGCUUAAGUUUUCAUGUAUCUAAUAAAAAUCUAGUUACAUUUGUUUCCAUCGCAUUUUCAACUCUACCGAUAGUUUUGUCAGAAAAACUGUUGAGUUAAAUAGCAAAUGUGCCUACUCUGGUCUUGGCACCUGCGCUCUACCUCACAGCUUGCCGAUACAGUGCGGGUAGGCAGUGCGGGUUGUCUAGUUUACAUGAUGAGAUUAUUAUGGAUAAGAGCGAGAAUAUUUGUAUUUGUCGAAAGGCAGUCAAGCAUCGAUCAUCAUGUCACCAGAAUAAGAUCAUUGAUAUUUAUCGAAAAUCAGCAUCAAGCUCAUCACUGUGCACUUUCACCACCCUGUGAAGUUCAUCAUAACUUAUUUAAUCUGUAGCCUAAUAAACUGAAUGGCUUCCCGAGUCGUAGUGGGAGGAAAACACACCAUAUCAUCGCUUGACUCCAAAUGGACUAUUGACUUCGAUAUAAUGGUUAUUAUAUCAAUAUUUGUGCAUAAAUGCAUUUCCACAAUUAAUUUUUCCGACAUAAAAAGAUCCCACCAUGUCGAACAAAGAAAUGAUCUGUCGCAUUUACACUGUAACUUCCAGUUUCUAUCACAGCUGACAUGAUUUUUUUUUAUAAGAUAUGACCGUAUUCGCAUAAAAACAGUGGCUAGAAACGUGGUUUGUUCUGGACCUGUUAGUUGUUUUAGCACCCUUUAGUGGUAGUUUAAGUGCAGCAGCGCAGAAUUGACCUGUUUGUGACAGGAAGCAGUUCCAGAAGUGAAGCAAUUUGUAAUAUGUGCACGUGUGACAGAGUAGUUACAAUCCUUCUUUAUAAGCUUUGUAAGACGCAAUGUCUGUAAGUACAUUUGUUUAUUAACAUGACAAAUGUUUAUCGACCAUUGUUUUGAUGUUUCUGUAAGUCUCUGUAAAUAAUUUUGUUAGCUUUUAGCUACUUAGCAUCAGCUUCUGUGCUGUUUCUCCAUAGGGAUACCUAGCUUAGCAAUAUCAAGCAUACAUCUGCAUUUAUUGACUUUAUUUCAUACAUUUAGUGCAGUUAUUGUGUAAGAAAUUCUGUACUCUGUCUCUGUAACUGAAACAUGACCUUUUGCGUUUGUUGCAGUUUCACACUGUUAUUCAAGUAAACUUCCAAAACGGCACCCUGCUUCUCAUGGAGUUAUUUGAAUGACUGUUUAGCUAACUGGAUAGCUGGAUAAGAGCUACUGUACAAUUAGCGAGUCCAGUAUAUGGUUAGUGAAACUUAAUACCUCAGGUGGAGGUACCUCACACCAGAAGGUGAGCUAAAACCGGAUUUGCCCAAACCUCAAAUACUGUACAGUAAAUCUGUAGAUACUAAUGAUGCCUAUUGCAACAUGAGCAUUUGAAUAAGUUUCACAUGGCUGGCUGUGUUUGUUUUUUCACUGAAAUGUACAAUUAAUGACUAGUUAAUAUUUUCUGUUCUCUAUUUGUUUGUUUGUUUGUUUGUUUGUUUGCUGGUCAUAGUUCCUCCAGUGGUGAGUGUUACAGUUGGUGUCCCUCCUGUCGUUGGGGAGAAUGAGGUUUUCUUUGCAACCUGUUUGGCUGCUGGUGCCAAGCCACAGGCAGAAGUGAGGUGGAACACGGAUGCAUUCGGCAGUUUAUUGAGGACAGUGACCAACUCCACCCAGCACGCCAACGGCACCACCACGGUAGUCAGCCACCUGCUCGGGGUGCCAACCAGAGCAGCCAAUCAGCAGCAGGUUCAGUGUGUGGUCAACCAGUCUGCCAUGACAACAGAGAGGACCCUGACCUACACAAUCGACAUCCACUGUAAGUAUAGACCCUCUGCCUUCACUGGCUGUGGGCCUAGUAGCCCCUCUAACCAGUCUCUGUGU
Molecule: messenger RNA, 7152 nt
Organism: Coregonus sp. 'balchen'
Lineage: Eukaryota; Metazoa; Chordata; Actinopteri; Salmoniformes; Salmonidae
Source: the annotation of a GenBank genome assembly